Molecule: messenger RNA, 4256 nt
Organism: Fukomys damarensis (Damara mole-rat)
Lineage: Eukaryota; Metazoa; Chordata; Mammalia; Rodentia; Bathyergidae
Gene: Pan2
Product: poly(A) specific ribonuclease subunit PAN2
Biological process (GO): mRNA processing; nuclear-transcribed mRNA poly(A) tail shortening
Cellular component (GO): P-body; PAN complex
Molecular function (GO): protein binding; poly(A)-specific ribonuclease activity; nucleic acid binding
Source: RefSeq, a predicted model, not a curated record
GUCACACUCCUUCUUCCGGAAGCCGUCUGUACCUUGCUCCUCCUGAUUGGCUUUGAUGCCCUCGAGCCCUUCCUGAUUAGAAGCUACGAUUGGCAAGUCAGCUGUCCCCUCCUGCCGUAUGUUAGGUUGAGUUUAGAGGCGCGGGGGAGAACUGGGGAAACUGGAAUUUCCCGCGGAGCUGACGGCGCUUGCUCUCCCCCUACUCGUUUUAAUUCCACGCGCUCCAAAAUAUCCGCCAUGGAGAAAUCUUGGCCAGGAUGUCCUUUCUAGGUCCACUGGUGCUGUUCUGCUGAAGGCUGGGUCAGGUAUCCACAGGACUGUGUGAUACAGCUGCAAUCAUAUCAUCACCAUGAACUUUGAGGGUCUGGACCCUGGACUGACAGAGUAUGCCCCAGCCAUGCAUUCUGCCCUGGACCCUGUCCUGGAUGCCCACCUGAACCCAAGUCUGCUACAGAAUGUGGAGCUGGACCCAGAGGGAGUGGCCAUGGAGGCUCUUCCUGUCCAGGAAUCAGUGCACAUAAUGGAAGGUGUCUACUCUGAAUUGCACAGCGUGGUGGCUGAAGUGGGUGUGCCUGUGUCAGUUUCCCACUUUGACUUGCACGAGGAGAUGCUAUGGGUGGGAAGCCAUGGGGGCCAUGCCACUUCAUUUUUUGGCCCAGCCUUAGAGCGCUACUCAUCCUUUCAGGUCAACGGCAGUGAUGAUAUUCGCCAGAUCCAGAGCCUGGAGAAUGGUGUCCUUUUUCUCACAAAGAACAACCUCAAGUAUAUGGCUCGUGGGGGACUCAUUAUAUUUGAUUACUUGCUGGAUGAGGGUGAGGAUAUGCACAGUCUCCUGCUGACUGACAGCAGCACACUACUUGUGGGUGGCCUACAGAACCACAUAUUAGAGAUUGAUCUGAACACUGUCCAGGAGACUCAAAAGUAUGCAGUCGAAAUACCUGGAGUCACCAUCAUGAGACAGACAAAUCGCUUCUUCUUCUGUGGCCACACAUCUGGCAAGGUUUCCCUGCGCGACCUCCGUAGUUUCAAGGCAGAGCAUGAAUUUGAUGCCUUCUCAGGGAGUCUGUCAGAUUUUGAUGUGCAUGGCAACCUGCUGGCUGCCUGUGGCUUCUCCAGUCGCCUCACUGGCCUGGCCUGUGACCGAUUCCUCAAGGUAUAUGACUUGCGAAUGAUGCGAGCCAUCACACCACUUCAGGUUCAUGUGGAUCCUGCCUUCCUACGCUUCAUCCCUACAUAUACUUCUCGUCUUGCUAUCAUCUCCCAGUCAGGGCAAUGCCAGUUUUGUGAGCCCACAGGCCUGGCCAACCCAGCAGAUAUCUUUCAUGUGAAUCCCGUGGGACCUCUGCUAAUGACAUUUGAUGUGUCCACCAGCAAGCAGGCCCUGGCUUUUGGGGAUUCUGAGGGCUGUGUGCACCUCUGGACUGAUUCCCCGGAGCCUUCCUUCAACCCCUACUCCCGUGAGACUGAAUUUGCUUUGCCUUGUCUGGUGGACUCACUGCCUCCUUUGGACUGGAACCAAGACCUGCUACCUCUUUCCCUCAUCCCUGUUCCACUCACCACGGACACGCUUCUUUCUGAUUGGCCUGCUGCCAACUCCGCCCCAGCUCCCAGGCGAGCACCACCUGUGGAUGCAGAGAUACUGCGCACCAUGAAGAAAGUGGGCUUCAUUGGCUAUGCGCCCAACCCCCGCACCAGGCUUCGCAAUCAGAUUCCUUACCGACUAAAGGAGUUGGACAAUGAAUUCGACAGCUUCAGCCAGGUCACUGAGUCACCAAUAGGGCGGGAAGAGGAGCCACACCUCCACAUGGUCUCUAAGAAAUACCGCAAGGUAACCAUCAAGUAUUCUAAGCUUGGGCUGGAGGACUUUGACUUCAAACACUAUAAUAAGACCCUGUUUGCUGGAUUAGAGCCCCAUAUCCCCAAUGCCUACUGUAACUGCAUGAUCCAGGUGCUCUAUUUCCUGGAGCCUGUUCGCUGUCUAAUCCAGAACCACCUUUGCCAGAAAGAGUUCUGCCUGGCAUGUGAACUGGGCUUCCUCUUCCAUAUGUUGGACCUCUCUCGUGGUGACCCUUGCCAGGGCAGUAACUUUCUUCGGGCAUUCCGUACCAUUCCUGAGGCCUCAGCCCUUGGCCUGAUCCUGGCUGACUCAGAUGAGGCUUCAGGCAAGGGCAAUCUGGCCAGACUCAUUCAGAGGUGGAAUCGCUUCAUUCUCACACAGCUGCAUCAGGAUAUGCAGGAGCUGGAAGUACCCCAGGCUUACCGAGGUGCUGGAGGCAGCAGCUUUUGUUCUUCGGGGGACUCUGUCAUUGGGCAGCUGUUCAGCUGUGAGAUGGAGAACUGCAGCCUCUGCCGCUGUGGCAGCGAGACCGUGCGAGCUUCAUCCACCCUACUUUUUACACUCUCCUACCCUGAGGAUAAGACCGGGAAGAACUGUGACUUUGCUCAGGUUCUAAAGCGAAGCAUUUGCCUGGAGCAGAAUACUCAGGCCUGGUGUGACAACUGUGAGAAGUACCAGCCCACGAUUCAGACCCGCAACAUCCGCCAUCUCCCAGAUAUUCUUGUCAUUAAUUGUGAGGUAAACAGUUCAAAAGAGGCAGAUUUCUGGAGAAUUCAAGCUGAGGUUGCCUUCAAGAUGGCAGUAAAGAAAUAUGGUGGGGAAAUCGCUAAGAAUAAAGAAUUUGCUUUGGUUGAUCGGAAGGAACUAAGGAGUCCAGAAGGUUUGCUGUUGUGUUCCUCCAUUGAGGAGUUGAAAAAUGUCUGGCUUCCUUUUUCUAUUCGGAUGAAGAUGACCAAGAACAAAGGGCUGGAUGUUUGCAAUUGGACUGAUGGGGAUGAGCUUAGCAGCCUGGGUACCCCCUCACAGUGGGGCCCCGCCAGGGCAGAGGAGGAGCAUGGUGUCUGUGUGUAUGACCUGAUGGCUACUGUGGUGCACAUCCUGGACUCGCGCACAGGGGGCAGCCUGGUGGCUCACAUCAAAGUUGGAGAGACCUACCACCAGCGCAAGGAGGGCGUCACUCACCAGCAGUGGUAUCUCUUCAAUGACUUCCUUAUUGAACCUAUUGAUAAACAUGAGGCAGUGCAGUUUGACAUGAAUUGGAAAGUACCUGCUAUCCUUUACUAUGUGAAGAGGAAUCUCAGUGCCAGAUACAACCUGAAUAUCAAGAAUCCUAUUGAGGCUAGUGUGUUGUUGGCUGAAGCCUCACUGGCACGGAAGCAGCGGAAAACACAUACUACCUUUAUUCCACUGAUGCUGAGCGAGAUGCCACAGGUUGGGGACCUGGUUGGCCUUGAUGCUGAAUUUGUCACUCUUAAUGAGGAAGAAGCAGAGUUACGCAGUGAUGGCACUAAGUCUACCAUUAAACCAAGCCAGAUGUCAGUAGCAAGGAUCACCUGUGUUCGGGGCCAGGGACCCAAUGAGGGUAUCCCCUUCAUUGAUGACUACAUCUCUACCCAGGAGCAGGUGGUGGAUUACUUGACUCAAUACUCGGGGAUAAAACCAGGAGACCUUGAUGCCAAAAUUUCCUCCAAGCACCUCACAACCCUUAAAUCUACCUACUUAAAGCUUCGUUUUCUCAUUGACAUAGGAGUCAAGUUUGUGGGUCAUGGCCUACAGAAGGACUUCCGGGUCAUCAACCUCAUGGUGCCCAAGGACCAAGUCCUUGACACUGUCUACCUGUUUCACAUGCCCCGAAAACGAAUGAUUUCCUUGCGAUUCCUUGCUUGGUACUUUCUGGACCUGAAGAUUCAAGGGGAGACCCAUGACAGUAUUGAGGAUGCCCGCACGGCCCUUCAGCUCUACCGAAAGUAUCUGGAGUUAAGCAAGAAUGGUACUGAGCCAGAGUCCUUCCACAAGGUGCUUAAAGCUCUUUACGAGAAAGGACGUAAAAUGGACUGGAAGGUGCCUGAGCCUGAAAGCCAGACAAGCCCAAAGAGUAAGGCCUGGGAUGGGACAAUGGAAACUGGACUGGAUAGAUUUUGAAUGUAUAGCGAUUAUAAACACCACACAAAUAAUAAUGCUGCUCCUAGCUUAUUUUUGUGAAGCACUUAAACACUUUACAAAGCACAUAAUUCUCCUAACAGUGAAAUAGACUUUAUGGAUCCAUAAUUUCCUCUUGUUUAAUUCUAAAAUGUUUGGAGAAGGCCCAUAUAUUUUUAUCUUGCAUUUUUCCUUCAUAAGAGAUAUCCUGGCAGGGUGCGGUGGUUCAUGCCUGUAGUCCCAGUACUUGGGAGGCUAAGGCAGGAGGAUUGCCAUGAAU